UUAUUGUUAAAACACCAAAACCUUUAGUAAAAUUAGUCAGGCAAAAACAAAAAGAACAAGUGUAGUUAGUAUUUUGUAAUGGAUAGGAGAAGCAUUACCAGAAAAACUGACGAAUUAACGCAUUAAGAAAGAAAUUUUGGUCGACUAAAAGUAGAUUCAUAGGAAGAGAGAGUAGCUCCCCUACUCCAAUUUCAAUACACACUGGGCUCCACUCACUUCUUCCUUCUUCUUCUUAUGCCUUCGGCUUCUUCUUCUUCCAUGGCAGAGAGACACAGAUUCAUACAAUUCACACCUUUCUUUUUCUACUUCCUCUUCUCAUAAACCCUUUUAACAUUUCUACCACAAGUGAACAUCCCUCUCAGCUCCAUCAUUAUUACACAUCACUCGGUCUCAAUUCCAAGCUCUGUUUUUUUCCUGGAAAAUUCCAAUCCUUUGUUGCAUUAACUCUCUGGGGUUUUGUUUAGUUUGCUUUUCUUCCAUUUGGGUACCCACCAAAAGAGUAAAGUUUCAUGCUUUCCCUCACAAAACCCUAAAUUUCAUAUCACCAUCCAAUUCCAUGUUUUGCUCUGCUCAACUCUCUGUUUCUGCUUCUGCGUCAUCGUUUUCCUUCAUAUAACCAAGCCAAUUGUGUUGAUUCAUCUUGGCACAUUCAUUGUUUUGAGAAGGAACAGAAAAAGUUCUGAUCUUGUCUCCUUCGCACAUCAAUGGACGAUAAUGGAUCUGCUCAUAGCUCGAUGUUCGGUGAUCUAUCAACAGAAGAAGUCACAAGCAAGAUCAUUCUCACAGCAAUCAUUGUUCUAUUCAUGGCUGUCCUUUUCGUCCUUAUCCUCCAUCUUUACGCCAAACUCUACUGGUGGAGAAUAGAUCAGCUCCAACAACAGCAACAACAACAGCAAGAGCAAGAACAAGAAGAAGACCAAUCAUCCAUUGCUCCGCCUGUAGUCACUCGCCGUCAGCGACGCCGUUUCAUCUUCGUCCCAGGCCAAGACGCUCUAUCCAACACUGGACUUACCUCUUUUGAACUCAGUUCCUUACCAAUUGUCUUUUUCAGACAAGAUAGUUGCAAAGAUGGUUUGGAAUGCUCUAUUUGUUUGUCUGAGCUUGUUAAAGGAGAUAAAGCAAGGCUGCUUCCAAAGUGUAACCAUAGCUUCCAUGUUGAGUGUAUUGACAUGUGGUUUCAGUCUCACUCAACUUGUCCGAUUUGUAGAAACACGGUUCUUGGUCCUGACAAAGCUAGCUCAAAGAGAGUUGAACAAGUUCCAGACAAUGCAGAUCAUGCUGGUAGCACCAAUAACAACCAUGAUGCUUUGUCACAAAUUUCAACUUCUUCUCCGGAAUUUCCCACCAAUGUCUUGGUAUGGGGUCGCCAGGAUCAGGUUAGUACCGGAAACAACAAUGUCGGGCCUCAAGAAGACAGUGCUGCUGGUAAUGGUGCUUCUCAGAGUCAAGAAGCUGUUGUUCUGGAUAUCAAUGAUUCUUCCAUAAGAAGCCAGAAUGUAUCAUCUUCGUCGUCAUCGAUGAGGUUUAUUGUUGAGGAGGAAGAAGCAAAAUCUCCAAUGACAACGAGGUUGAGGUCUUUAAGGAGGUUUUUAAGCAGAGACAAGAGAGUGGCUUGUAGCAGUAGUAGUACUAGUAGUAGUAGUAGCAGCUCCAAUGCUGUUGCUUCUGUUGAUCCUUGAAGAUUGUUAUUACUUAUUAGAUUAGCUGAGUGAGAUUGCCUGAAGAUGUCAAACUGUGUAUGUGGUCUCGGCUCUUUAUUGGCUGUGUUUGAGAGCUUUCUUUGUCAUCCAAGUAAAUCAUUUAUGUAUUCCACGGGAAUUGAAAUUCAAAAGCUUUUUGUUUACUCA
Messenger RNA from Arabidopsis lyrata subsp. lyrata, 1847 nucleotides. RefSeq names its product RING-H2 finger protein ATL3. Lineage: Eukaryota; Viridiplantae; Streptophyta; Magnoliopsida; Brassicales; Brassicaceae. Gene Ontology annotation, biological process: protein ubiquitination. The transcript has a single exon. The coding region runs from base 705 to 1679 and encodes 324 amino acids. The record is from RefSeq and is a predicted model, not a curated record.